Molecule: messenger RNA, 996 nt
Organism: Colletotrichum siamense
Lineage: Eukaryota; Fungi; Ascomycota; Sordariomycetes; Glomerellales; Glomerellaceae
Gene: mlcE-2
Product: Efflux pump mlcE
Exons: 4
Coding region: 1-996 (331 amino acids)
Biological process (GO): transmembrane transport
Molecular function (GO): transmembrane transporter activity
Source: RefSeq, a predicted model, not a curated record
AUGCCUCCCGAACAGUCUCAUGAAUCUUCCGCAGAGCGUCGCCACCGACAUCUCUCCGGUGCUGAGUGUGAAAACGCCGUCACGGGCUCCGAUACUGUGCAUCCAUCCAUCGGUGGUGUUGCUGAUGACUUGGAGAAGACCACCAAGAUUAAGACUGAGGACAAUAGCCAAGAGUAUGUCAGCGGAGUCAAACUUGGUCUGAUCGUCAUUUCGGUCUCCCUGGCUUGCUUCCUGACAGUGAUGGAUAUUUCUGUCAUCAGUACUGCAAUUCCCAAGAUCACCGACGACUUCAAAUCCCUGGUUGACGUUGGCUGGUAUGGCAGUGCGUAUAAUCUGGGCAGUGCGGCUCUUGUGCCUCUUACUGGCAAGAUGUACAAUCACUUCAACCUCAAGUGGACAUUCCUUGUCUUCUUCUUUGCCUUCGAAGUCGGCUCUGCACUUUGCGGAGCGGCACAGACCUCGGCAAUGCUCAUAGUCGGCCGAACCAUUGCAGGACUAGGUGCCUCUGGCAUCAUCAACGGAUCGUUUACGAUCAUCUCUGCUUCAGUCCCCCUGGAGAAGCGGCCGCCUCUUAUUGGGACGUGCAUGGGGAUUUCCCAACUUGGCCAGGUGAUAGGGCCCCUUAUUGGAGGUGCCUUCACGACGGGCUACACUUGGCGAUGGAGCUUCUACAUCAACCUGCCCCUCGGGGCCAUCGUUGCUGUUCCGUUGGUCAUCAUCCAUAUUCCUGAACAGGUGGCAAAGCAGAGGCCACUUCGCGUCCUCAAAGGCCUCCACCGUUUCCUGGACCUCAUCGGCUUCGCCUUAUUUGCUCCAUCAGUCAUUAUGCUUCUUCUUGCCUUGCAAUAUGGGGGAAAUCAGUUCCCAUGGAAAUCGUCCCAAGUUAUCGGGCUUUUCUGCGGCGCGGGUCUCAACGCCGUUGUCUGGGCAUUCUGGAACCGUCAUAAGGGCAAUGAAGGCCUCAUUCCGACUUCCAUGGUUAAGAGACGUGGUUAA